This is a messenger RNA of Ascochyta rabiei, 1059 nucleotides long. RefSeq names its product Alcohol dehydrogenase. The transcript has a single exon. The coding region runs from base 1 to 1059 and encodes 352 amino acids. Gene Ontology annotation, molecular function: zinc ion binding; oxidoreductase activity. NCBI's taxonomy places the organism in Eukaryota, Fungi, Ascomycota, Dothideomycetes, Pleosporales, Didymellaceae. The record is from RefSeq and is a predicted model, not a curated record.
AUGUCUACCGACUCCAUACCAACGACCCAAACGGCAGCCUGGAUCGGCGAGCCCGGCCCAGACUGCGUCCUCCAAAUCCGCAACGAUGUGCAAGUCAAGCAGCCUGGCGCGAACGAGGUCCUCGUCAAGAUCGAAUGCUCCGGCAUUUGCCACUCUGAUUGCCACGCGCUCCGAGUCAAGGGAAAGUACGAACAAGUACCCGGCCACGAAGGAGUAGGGAAAGUCGUGAAGCUAGGCCCCGGAGUCUCCCAAGAUCUGCUGGGCAGGAGAGUAGGCGUGAAGUGGCUCUGGAGCGCGUGCAAAGAGUGCACGAGCUGCAGAGCCGGCAAGAUCAACCACUGUGCCAAGCAGGUCAACUCUGGUCGCCAGGUGUGGGGUACGCUGCAGCAGUACACGGUCGCGCAUGCAGACUUUGUCACACCCAUCCCGGACGGUGUCAAGAGCGAAAUCGCUGCUCCGCUGCUAUGCGCUGGUCUGAGUCUAGCGGGCGCCGUGUCCAAACUCGCGCCCGACGUCGUGCCGGGCGACUACGUUGCCAUUGUGGGUGCUGGAGGCGGACUGGGGCAUAUCGGCGUGCAAAUCGCGAGUCUGAAGGGCUACAAGGUCAUCGGCAUCGACAGCGGCGCGGACAAGGAGAGGCUGUGCAAAGAAAUGGGAGCCGUCGGGUUUGUCGACUACGCGAAGCAGGACGUCGUGCAAGCCGUGCAGGACCUGACGGACGGCGAGGGCGCACACGGCGUCAUCUGCGUUGCGGGAAGCGAGCGCGCGUACGAUCAGGCUCCCGCGCUGGUCAGGAACAGCGGCGUCUUCGUGUGUGUGGGUCUGCCGCCUGAUACGUACAUGUUCCCCAUGUCGCCCAUUCACAUCGCCAACAGGGGGUUGAUCAUCAAGGGUUCUUCCACUGGUACCGCGGAGCAGAUGGAGGAGCUGCUCCAGUUUGCGUUGCAGGGCAAGAUCACACCUAAGAUUGAGAUGUACGACUUUGCGGAUUCGCCGAAGAUCAUAGAGGAGUUGAUGCGGUAUGAGGUGACUGGGCGGAAGGUGGUACGUGUGCCGUGA